Molecule: messenger RNA, 771 nt
Organism: Arachis ipaensis
Lineage: Eukaryota; Viridiplantae; Streptophyta; Magnoliopsida; Fabales; Fabaceae
Source: RefSeq, a predicted model, not a curated record
AUGCAGAUUGAGGCUGAUACAUGGUUUCAGGCUAUAGAGCGAGCAUUACAAGCACAAGUGGUACCUGAAGGACAGCGUGUCGAGUUUGCUACUUAUAUGCUCACCGGUGAGGCGUCGCAUUGGUGGCAAGGCAUCCGACGUCUUCUGCAGCAGGGUGAUGACUAUAUCACCUGGAAUGUCUUUCAAGAAGAGUUCUAUAAGAAGUACUUUCUGACUUCUGCUAGGACGGCUAAGGAACUUGAAUUGUUACAGCUGAAGCAGGUGAACAAGUGUAGGGUUACUGAGGAGUGUGUGAAAAGGGCAACCGCUGAGAAAGGGAGUCACAAAGGUUCAUUUCCACAGAACCGAGGGAAGGGCUUUGCACCUAGAGGUCCGUCUUUCAAGAGGGGGAGCUCUUUCAGGAGGCCCAAUAACAACAACUCCCAAGGGAAAAGGUUUGGGAAGCAACCUCAGAAUGAUCAAGUUUGUACUAGGUUUGGAAGUCACCAUCCGAGAGCACCAUGCAAGGUCGGGUGGGGUUUGUGCUACAAUUGUGGAAAGGCAGGACAUAAGCUCCCAUGGUGUCCGGAGCGGCAGAAGCAAGGUGCUGGAAAAGCACAACAAACUGGUCGAGUGUUCACCACCUUAGUUGUGGGUGCAGAAGGAUCCGAGACACUCAUUCGAGGAUCAACAAAGAGAUUGACUUGCGCGUGCUUCACCCUCUCCAAGAUUGAUCUAGUCCGUUUGGAUAUUUGGUCUGGUACUGAGGAGAUUAAUGACAAUGACCCAUGA